AUGGCCAUCGGCAAGAACAAACGUUUAACUAAAGGUAGCAAGAAGGGUGGCAAAAAGAAAGUCGCUGAUCCAUUUUCAAAAAAAGAUUGGUAUGAUGUCAAAGUACCAGCUAAUUUCGAUACACGUACGAUUGGUCGUACACUUGUAACACGAACAACUGGCACAAAAAUCGCUUCGGAUGCUUUAAAAGGUCGUGUAUUUGAAGCAUCACUUGGUGAUUUAAACAAACUUGACGAUGAAGAUAGUUAUCGAAAAUUUAAACUUAUCUGCGAAGAUGUACAAGGUCGUCAUUGUUUAACGAAUUUUCAUGGUAUGGAUAUAACCACAGAUCGUCUUCGUAUGCUUGUUAAAAAAUGGCAGACAUUAAUCGAAGCACAAGCUGAUAUUCGUACAUCUGAUGGAUAUCUUUUACGUGUAUUUUGUAUUGGUUUCACAAUGAAAAUGCGUGGACAAAUCACAAAAACAUCAUAUGCACAACAUACACAAAUUAAAGCUAUUCGAAAGAAAAUGGUUGAAAUUAUGACAAGAGAUAUUGCUGGCAGUGAACUUAAAGAAGUUGUUAAUAAACUUGUUCCAAAUAGUAUUGGUGCUGAAAUAGAAAAAGCUUGUCGUAGUAUUUAUCCAUUACAAAAUGUUAAUAUUCGAAAAGUGAAAGUAAUCAAGAAACCAAAAUUUGAUGUUGCUCGUCUUAUGGAAAUGCACGGUGAAAGUUACAGUAGUGUAACUGUUGAUGACAAAGGCCAACGAGUCGAACGAGCUGAUGGCUAUGAACCACCAGUGCAAACAUCUGUUUAA
This is a messenger RNA of Rotaria sp. Silwood1, 795 nucleotides long. NCBI's taxonomy places the organism in Eukaryota, Metazoa, Rotifera, Eurotatoria, Philodinida, Philodinidae. The record is from the annotation of a GenBank genome assembly.